UCUGGCCGCGCGCGCCUCCACGACAACUGACUCCGUCGUCGACGUCGCCGCGGAGUACAUAGUUCGGCCGGCGCGCGGAAACGUCCGCGUGUACCCAUGUCGCUAGGAGCUUGAGGAUUCGAGAGGAAGACUGAUAACCGGCUGCGGAAGCUUCUGUGAGGGCUGGAGAGACUGCUCGUCUAGGCGGAAUUCGGACAGAGUCAGCGCCGCGGCAGAUACAUCGAAUCCCCGGAAGAAAAUCGAGAGAGAAGCGGUGAUGCCAGUGGCACAGGGAGAGCGAGCGUGCCUUCUGGUGACAACGCUGCUGGUCCACGCGCUGCUGGACGGCAGCGGUUCCGUCAACGCCGAGACUUUCACCCUGGGCUACAUAACCGGCUCGAAACGAAGACCCGGCGACUGGGAGUACUCCAGGCCUGGACUGCAGAUUUCCGGCGCCAUCACGCUUGCCAUCGACGAGGUGAACAGCGGCGAACUAGGCAGACGCGGUCACCGGCUGAACUUCAACGUCGCCGAAACGUACGGCGACGAGGAGCGCAGUAUCCUCAUGACGGCUGAUCUCUGGACGAGAAACGUCAGCGCGUACAUCGGGCCCCAGGAGACCUGCGUUCACGAGGGCAGAAUGGCUGCCGCUUUCAACCUGCCCAUGAUCUCAUACUACUGCACGAAUCACGAGACAUCGAACAAGAAGGAAUUCCCGACGUUCGCACGGACCCGACCCCCGGACACACAAAUCUCCAAGUCCGUGGUCGCGGUGCUCAAGGCAUUCAAUUGGACAAAGGUAGCCUUCAUAUACAUGAAUGCCUCGAGUUUCGACUCUUACGAGCGUCCGACAGUGGCGAAAACCAUUCUGUCAUCUCUGCGCUCGGCUGGUAUUUCGGUCAACAGUAUCAGCACCUGGGAGGAGUCCUACAGGGUCGUGGAGAACCUGGUCAAUCCGUUCCACAAGCUCGUCGACGAGACUCACGUGGAGGCGCGCAUUUACGUUAUUCUGGGAAACGUCGAGGAACACAUCGGUCUGCUCAUGGCACUGGACAAGAGGAAGCUUUUGCGGACUGGGGAGUACUGGGUCGUCGGGGUGAACACCGAGACCUACACCGACCGUGAGCCGGACGUCUACGUUCGCGGCUUGAUGAGGAAUCACACGGACACGCAUUCCCUCGGGAUCCUCCAGAGCUACUUCAGUAUUAUAGCUUCGGCUCCGAUCGGCUACCUGAAUUUCACGAACAAAGUUAACGAGUACAGGCAGAGGCCGCCGUUCAACUUUCAAAACCCGCUGAAGAACUUCAAGGAGGAGGGCUCGAUUCAGGCCGUGCCGGAAACUGCCUACCUCUACGACGCGAUUCACCUCUAUGCGCAGAGCAUUCUCAAGGCGCUCGAUGAGGGCCGGGAUCCACGAAAUGGUAAAGAGAUUAUUUCCUCGCUUUACGGCCUCCACUAUCGCAGCGCCAUGGGGUACAUGGUGUACAUGGACGAGAACGGAGAUCCAGAAGGCAAUUACACUUUGAUAGCGCUGGACAACCAAGCGCCCAAAGGUCCAGGACUCUACCCCAUCGGUCGCUUCAUCGGCAAGGAGAAUCGCACCAACUUGCCAAAACUGCACGUUAUACGGAGUAUUCCUUGGGUAAACGGCAGACCUCCUGUAGCCGAGCCUUACUGCGGUUACCACGGAGAAAAGUGCUAUUCUCACACUGGGGAAAUCGUCGGCGGCAUCGCUGGAGGACUGCUGUUGGUGUUACUCGCGAUAUCGCUGAUGCUCUACCGGAACUGGAAGUACGAGCAAGAACUGGAUUCGCUGCUCUGGAAAGUCAAUUAUAAGGACAUCGAGAUCAAAGAGACCAAGGAUGACUCAACUUCUCCCGGUGAGCAGCAGCUCUUUAAGAACAAUUCAAAGAAUCCGCUACAGCCACACGUGAGAACUAGUCAAGCUUCUCUGAGCUCGAACCCUGAUGCCGACUUUAGGUACUCGAUGAUCUACACGCAAGUGGGAAUCUACAAGGGCCGGAUAUUCGCAGUGAAGAAAGUGAAGAAAAAAUCGAUAGAGAUAACUCGAGAAAUGAAGAAGGAGCUCAAGAUUAUGCGGGAUUUGAGACACGACAAUUUGAACGCUUUCAUCGGAGCUUGCACCGACCCACCCAACAUUUGCAUAGUUGUUGAGUACUGUGCCAGAGGCAGUUUAAAGGACAUCCUAGAGAACGAAGACAUAAAAUUGGACAACAUGUUCAUGGCAUCGCUGGUCGGCGACAUAGUCAGAGGCAUGAUUUAUCUGCACGAGUCCGUCGUAAAAUUUCACGGUUCCCUCACCACAUCGAAUUGCCUGGUGGACUCGCGCUGGGUCGUUAAGCUGGCCGAUUUCGGACUACACGAGUUCAAGCGCGACGCCGAGCUCGAGCCCGCCGACGUCAUGAAGAAGUAUCGCGGCUUGCUGUACAAGGCGCCAGAGCUACUGCGACCGAGAGCCGUGGAGCCGACGAUAAGGGACUUCCAGAAGGGCGACGUGUACUCGUUUGCGAUAGUGCUUUAUGAGCUUCAAGGCAGACACGGACCCUACGGUAUCACCGAACUCUCUGCUCCCGAUAUUUUGAAGAGGGUUAUCACCGUCGAGAAUCCUCCGUUCCGGCCACCGUUAGAUCAGCUUGAAAAUUGUUUUGACUUCGUGCGAGACUGUCUCCUAGAGUGCUGGGCCGAGAAUCCAGACUUCCGUCCUGAUUUCAAAGUUAUUCGAAACAAACUGCGACCCCUGCGAAAGGGCAUGAAACCAAAUAUUUUCGACAAUAUGAUGGCUAUGAUGGAGAAAUACGCUAACAACCUCGAGGCUUUGGUAGACGAGCGGACGGAUCAGCUGUCCGAGGAGAAGAAGAAAACUGACGCUCUGCUGUACGAGAUGCUGCCGCGCUACGUAGCCGAGCAGCUGAAGCGGGGCCAUAAAGUCGAGGCUGAGAACUUCGAUUGCGUGACAAUUUACUUCAGCGACAUCGUCGGUUUCACCGCCAUGUCCGCCGAGAGCACGCCCCUACAGGUGGUCGACUUUCUCAACGAUCUCUACACGUGCUUCGAUUCCACCAUCGAGAAUUACGAUGUCUACAAGGUUGAAACCAUCGGAGAUGCUUACAUGGUCGUCAGCGGGUUACCCAUAAGGAAUGGGAUCCAGCAUGCUGGAGAGAUAGCGAGCAUGUCGCUGCAUCUUUUGGACGCGAUCAAACAGUUCUCGAUACGACACAGACCUCUGGAUAAGCUGCAGUUAAGGAUCGGUAUUCACUCGGGACCAGUUUGCGCUGGUGUGGUCGGCCUCAAGAUGCCACGCUAUUGUCUGUUCGGCGACACGGUCAAUACCGCCAGCAGAAUGGAAUCCACUGGCUCGCCCCUCCGCAUCCACUGCAGUACGGAAACGAAACAACUGCUGGACCAAUUGGGCGGUUUCAGUCUAGCAGAGCGUGGCUUGGUAUCGAUGAAGGGCAAGGGCGAAAGGUUGACCUACUGGCUGAUCGGCGAAGAGCCGUCGAUGCGGGAAGAGCGAAACCGCGAGCGCUUAGCUCGUCGAGCUGGUCUCACCGGAGGAACUGACAAUCUACUUCAUCCAAGCAGUAGCGGUGGUUACCUGGAUCCUCUGGUUCCGCGAAGCUCACUGAAGAACAAGUCUCUGGCCAGGGCAGCAUUCCUGAGGUGCUCGAGCGAAUCGCCCAAGAGGAUCAGGUUCGCCAGCUCGGACCACCUCGACCAGGCUGCUAAGGGGUCGAGGAGUAACGAUGGGAACAAGCUUGAGUCAAUCGUUGACGGGAGUCCUUGUAACGGUAGAGGCUUGUGCUCGUCCGGGAGAUCGUCGUGUAUGGAGGGGACUAGAUCAUCGAGCAGUUCCUGUCCCUGCGUGGAGCACAUCGGCGAAGCUCCUCUACCCCUUCGCUUACCGGCAGCCGUUCAGCUGAAACUAGCUCCACAUCUCGAUUGCAACGAUCAGCUGACCAACAGCGCGCCGAUAUUGCGAGCCGAGAGUCCUUUGGCCAAGGACUCGGAAAUAGACGAUGAGGAUAACGAUGGUGACACGGGUUGGAGGGUUGGCGGAAAGGUGCUGAGAUUCGGGAAAAAAGGCCUGCUAAGGGCAGCCUGCAGAUCGGCACCGAGUAGUCCCAAGAGAGGCUCGGCUCUGCUGGUCAGCAGUCCCAAAAGGGCAGUACAGUCUAACGAGGAACUCGACGAGUGGGAUGUCGCGCCACUGAUAUACUGCAACUCGAGCUCGCGUCGGUUCGAGUGAAGGAUCGAUUUUUUUUCGCUGAUGGAAUGCUUUGAUUCUUUUGAGAGUACUCGACGUUUUUGUAUAUUCGUUUGACUACGAAAUCUUCAACACAGCCUGUCAAUAGCAUUAGUCGAAGUUUAAAGAGGUGGUUUUUACAAUUCAGUAUGCAAAGCGCUGACGGAUUUUUUUUCAAAUUUUCAAGUGUGAACUAUUCGAGCAACGAAGUAUUUUGUCUUUUCACUUUAAAAAUGGGUUGUGAACAGCAUUUUUCGUAAACCAUGUUUGCUGCGAUAGUAUAUAAAUGAUAUACGUACCUAGAAAGCAUCGAUAAUAGUUAUAUUCCCGAGUGACAUAAUGUAACAGAACGAAGUGCAUUGUUUUAAUUGAACAAAUGAAUGCAGUAUUUACGUAACGGUAUUCUGGUUAGUUGAGUUGAACUUGACUAUACUUAUAUAGAUUAAUAAUAUAUAAGUUAUUUAUUUAUAGUUUAUUGUUAUACAACGUAUAUUUUCUUAUUUAAAUCUCUUUCAAGUUAAUUAUAAAUAAUCGUAAGAUAUAAAAAUAAUCUUCAUUGAUAUUAAAUAAAGUAAUGGAAAAACGUGUAAAGAUUCAUACGCAACGUGUUUAAUCAAGUAGCUAAACUUUUCAACGUAAACCUUAAUAAUAUAACGAUUAAAGAACUUAUUACGAUAAGGCCUUCGUAGCAUAAAAAUAGCAAGAAUGUUUCAACGAUUCCUGCACUGCCAGGCACAAUACAGUAGCAAAAUGAGAAGUUAGCACAAUUACAGCAGCUUGUAUUUUUCAAGAAUGUAAGAACAGAAAAAUGCUUUAUUUUCUAUUUUCCAACGUUUACUUCGUCUAUUCGCGACUUGCGUUUUUUAGAAUGUAUGGAGAAUCAGGAAGGCUCGUGCUUUUUCUCGAUAUUUUUGAUCGCAGAACAAUGCAGAAAUGCCUAAAUUCCUUGACACUUUACGAUUAUGUUAGAUCACAUACUAUUGUAAUAAUAACAACGAAUACAUGACAAUAACAGGUUUAGUUUUAAGGCGUAAUUUUUAUACUUGCGUUUUCUAUCAUCGUACUUACUGACAACAAGUAUCUUUUUUUAUUAUUAUAAUGCAAUAGCUUCCAUAGUAUAAAAUAUUGUUAAGGGAUAUGGAUGUAAAAGACGUAAUAAGAACCUCAAUAAAAUCUAGUCAAGGUUUCAGAGCGAUCUAAAUUUAUGUUUUGUUGAUAUUGAUGAAAAAUGAACCCAUUAAUCAAGGCAAAUUGGGCAUGACAGCUAUAACAAGAAAAAUAUGUAAACUUCACUUCUGUAAUAAUUAAAACAGCAAAGCUAUACAAGUGUACGAAACAAAAGAAUUCGAAAUAUACAUUUUAUCUAAA
Messenger RNA from Nasonia vitripennis (jewel wasp), 5611 nucleotides. RefSeq names its product guanylate cyclase 32E. The record is from RefSeq and is a predicted model, not a curated record. Gene Ontology annotation, molecular function: peptide receptor activity; guanylate cyclase activity; ATP binding. Gene Ontology annotation, cellular component: membrane. The transcript is spliced from 23 exons. Lineage: Eukaryota; Metazoa; Arthropoda; Insecta; Hymenoptera; Pteromalidae. Gene Ontology annotation, biological process: cGMP biosynthetic process; intracellular signal transduction; protein phosphorylation. Bases 257 to 4246 code for a protein of 1329 amino acids.